Dromiciops gliroides (monito del monte) is the source of this 3295-nucleotide messenger RNA. It is a transcript of the gene BTF3L4, whose product is annotated as basic transcription factor 3 like 4. NCBI's taxonomy places the organism in Eukaryota, Metazoa, Chordata, Mammalia, Microbiotheria, Microbiotheriidae. Bases 168 to 644 code for a protein of 158 amino acids. The transcript has 6 exons. The record is from RefSeq and is a predicted model, not a curated record.
CGUCACGUGUCCGCGCUCCCGCGGCCGCCGCCUCCUUUCUCUGCCUCCGCCGUGACCGCCAUCUUGCUGCCGCCGCGUGUUGCCGUCGGAGGAAGCUCCCGCCUCGGCUCCAGGUAAAGCGACCGCUGCUGGAGCCUCGGUCCCGGCGCCCCCGAUCUACCGACAGCAUGAAUCAAGAGAAAUUAGCCAAACUCCAGGCUCAGGUCCGGAUAGGAGGCAAGGGCACAGCACGCAGAAAGAAGAAGGUGGUGCACAGAACGGCCACAGCAGACGACAAGAAACUCCAGAGUUCUCUCAAAAAAUUGGCUGUGAAUAACAUUGCUGGUAUUGAAGAGGUGAACAUGAUUAAAGAUGAUGGGACAGUUAUUCAUUUCAACAACCCCAAAGUCCAGGCUUCCCUCUCCGCCAACACCUUUGCCAUCACUGGCCAUGCAGAAGCAAAGCCAAUCACAGAAAUGCUUCCUGGAAUCUUAAGCCAGCUCGGGGCCGACAGCUUAACGAGUCUUAGGAAGUUAGCCGAGCAGUUCCCUCGGCAAGUGCUGGAUAGCAAAGCACCCAAGCCUGAAGACAUCGACGAAGAGGAUGACGAUGUGCCAGAUCUCGUAGAAAAUUUUGACGAAGCGUCAAAGAACGAAGCCAACUAGAGUCGGAUGAUUCUUGGUGGCUGGCAUGGACUAGGUUGGAGAAAGGAGCGGGCAGCUCCACAGCUGUGUGGCGGCCAAGAACAUCGCCUGUUAAUAGUUCAGUAAUAUAAAUAUUUUGUAUAUUAAUAAUGCUGUUUGUUCAGCAUUUUUCUGUCAGUUGAUUUUGCAUUUUGCACUUCUCCCGGGAUCUACUCUUUUGGUCAAAAUCCGAAGUAUUGGUGCAGCUUUGAGGGUUUUUGUGUGCGCGCGUUGUGUGUGGGUGUGCGAGUGUGUGGGUGUGUGUGUACAGUGGAGAGCAAAUUGGAUAACAGUUCUAUUGAUCCUCCCCCUGCCCCCAGUAGAAAAUAAAACAAAUCUUUAAGUCUCUUCCUUUUUAUCAUUGCCCCCAAAGUGCACAGAAAUGGUGAAAAGUGAGUGUCUUGUCUAGACUUCAAGAACUCAAGACAUCAGAACGUACAAGACUGGGUUUCAAUUUGCUGUGUUAAUUAUUGUAUUCACAAAGACUUUUCUGUGUUUCAAAUGUCUUCUCUGAGAGCUGGGGGAUGGGCUUCCUGCUAGAGCACAGGCUGGGGGAGGACACCUUUGGUCUUGCUGCCUUUGAUGCCACCUUCAGACCUAGAAGGGUUUCUCUUUCCCUUUUCUUCCUAGAUGUUCCCUUGCCCCCUUUCGUCUUAAAAUGGUUUGCUCAGCCUUUGUUAGUGCUCCUCAUCACCUCUCAUCUAGACCAAGAAGGACGUUCUCCAUGUAGGCUUGUGUGAGCAGCUAGACCCCUCUCCUUGUAAAGUGUUGUUUCUCUUGAUCUGGGGAACAGCAGGCCCGCUUUUGACCUUCCGUUUGCCAUGGGUUGUGGCAGUCAGUGGAUUUAAAUCCAGGGGAGCUGGAAUGGUUGGCAUGCCUCCGCCAAAGAACUGGACAUCCCAGCAGUCCUCACUGUUCCAAAGGAAGGACAUAGAAGCUCUCUUUCUAGCAAGUUUGGAACUGGCCAUCAUCUGGCGAAUUGGAAGCACAUGAGGCCCAGAGCUUCUCCUGUAUCCACUGGGAUAUGUGGGAUGGUGAAGCUGGCUCUGAAAGCGUUUCUUUGACCUGCUUCUCUGCCUUUGGCCUUGGAACCUACCUCUGGUUGGAUGUCCCUGUUGCCAUAGCUCAUGGUGUGUGCGUAGUAGAGUAGGGCAGUGUAUAGGCAGGCUCACUGGCCCCAGGCAGCAUGCCUGCACCUACUCCUUCACCAAAAUUCCCCUCAAGGCCUUGAAGGAAAGCCUUGCAGCGUGACCAAUCUGACCUUCGUUGGAGCGGGUGUUGAGGGGGAGACUGAUAUUCUGCAAGGGCCUCUGACCAUCAUCCAGACUAGCCAUGUCUUCCCUUCCUGGCAUAAAGGCUCUGAACUUGCAUAGUUUUGGAGACCAUGAAUACACCGGAGGUCUGAAGGCGAUGCCAGCAGAGAGAGCAAGCAAGAGAGUUCUUGUCAUUUGUCGUCCAAACUCCUCCAUGGAUUUUAUAGACUUGUUCAUUUUCCUGUUAUGUUUUAUAUAAUAUAUGGACUUAACUAUAAAAUAAAAUAACCGUACAAAAGAAGGGCCUCCCUCUUGUGCGUCUGUGGUGUUGGCUUCUGGGAUCCCGCCUGCAUCUGCCCACCUCCUCCUCCUUCCUUUUUUCCCUUAGUCCUUGUCAUCAUCACAAGCUGUUUCUGUGGAGUUUUAUGGUUUGCUAAGGGCUUGACAGAUAGGACCUCAUUUUAUCCCCCACAAUCUUGGGAGGAAGAUGCCUUUAUUAUACCCAUUUUAUAGAUGAACCUGAGGCAGACAGAGGUGAAGUGACUUGCCAUAGGUCACAGCCAACAAAGGCUCUAAGGCUGGAUUUGAACUCGGAUCCUCCUGACUCUAGGCCCAGCCCUCUGGCCACUAUGGCACCUAGCUCUCUAAAAAAAUAGCAUGCAAAUGGCCCCUGGAAGUUUGAAAAGCCCUUUACAGAUAUAUUCUCUCACUUCAGGCCUGCUCCCCAACUCAUUUAAGGGCUGUUACCAUUUUCUUUUAUUUCCCACUGAUGCUGUAAGGGAUGUGGUGCUAAACUUUACUCUGCUGCCCUGAGGAGUGAGAGGCUAAGCUAGCAGCCCUUUCAUGGAAGGACACAUCUUGUGGGUUGGUACCUGGGUAGUAGUGGGAGUGACCAUGUGGAAAACUGUCCCAGUUCCUGGUUACUAAGCAAGUUGGUGCAGGUUUCCCGAUUGGAAGCCUCAUUCAUUUCUCUUGUUUGGUCCUGAAUAGCUAUUGUGACCCUUGGCAUUUAUUGAUCUGUGUUUGUUCAUCCUUAAACAAGGGGGUGGGAUCUCCCCUAACAUUCACAUGAUCUUUUUUUCUCCUGUAAGUUACAGUUUUAGAAAACUACUGACUACCUUGUUUUGUUGCUGAAUAACUAGAACUUAUACGUGCCCAUUAAACUGGUUUUUACCUGAAGAACUCCACAAGUUUUGAUGGGAAUUUCCAAUCCAUCAGCUGUCUUUCUUUUUUAAAAAUAUUUCACUAACCCUAGAUUGUUUGCACCUGAGGUGUGGCGUCUUUCCCUGCCAUUAAGCAGGGCGACCCACAUUUGAGGUUUAGAUUUGGGAAUUCUAAAACCUUUGGGGAAAUCACGAUGUGGUUAGAUAUUGAUUUAAA